Messenger RNA from Drechmeria coniospora, 300 nucleotides. RefSeq lists its product as uncharacterized. The record is from RefSeq and is a predicted model, not a curated record. The transcript has 2 exons. Bases 1 to 300 code for a protein of 99 amino acids. Lineage: Eukaryota; Fungi; Ascomycota; Sordariomycetes; Hypocreales; Ophiocordycipitaceae.
AUGCCGAGACAUUGUCACGUUCCUGUCCCCAAAGACGAUUGGAUCCCAAAGUCCGCACAGACCGGACAGUCACAGACCGGACAGUCGUCCGCCUCACCCCUCGUCACACGUGCCAUCCCCGAUGCCCGAACCGAACCCAACCCACCUCGGGCUCUCGGCCACGCCAAGACGUAUCGAUGCCGUGUUCCUCCCACGGCCAUCGACAUCUUCUCCGUCCCUCGAAAUCCCUACUUCAAUGCGGCCCAUCCCCCCAGCCUCCCCAAGGUGGCAGCUGAUACGACGCCAUCGGACCUUGUGUGA